Microplitis mediator is the source of this 4429-nucleotide messenger RNA. RefSeq names its product nucleotide exchange factor Sil1 (gene Sil1). Bases 240 to 1619 code for a protein of 459 amino acids. Lineage: Eukaryota; Metazoa; Arthropoda; Insecta; Hymenoptera; Braconidae. The record is from RefSeq and is a predicted model, not a curated record. The transcript has 4 exons.
UAUAUAUAGAUACAUAUAGAUUACAAUGAACCUAUAAGUCACUCACACGUGGCGACUAAAUAAAAUAUUAUUUUUAAAAUUAACAUUUCACACAUUUAAUAUUAACCAACAAUUAAUGUUUCAUUAAUCGUCAAUUGUAAUUAAUUUUAAAAAAAGUAACGAUUUUAUUUAUUGUUAUUGUUUUUGUUAUAAAAUUUAUCAAAGUUAAUAAUAAGCAAAAGAUUAUAAUUAAUUUAACAAUGAAGUAUUUUUAUUUAUUUAUUUAUUUAUUUUCAAUUUCAAUUGAAAAUUUGUCAGCAAGUGGAGAAAAAAAUGACAGUAAAUUUAUACCGACACAUGAAUGGCAAAUUGUAAAAAAAGGUCAGCCAAUACCAAGGGGCCUUCAUGUAAGACAUGAUUUUGGAACAGGUGUAACAGAAGCUAAAUUAGAUGAUGAAAAAAAUGAUGAAUCGCAGCGUUCAUUGGCACUUCAUUCAGAAGCAUCAGAAAGUGAUGAUAAUUUUCGGAAAAAUGAUAAUGAACAACACAGUAAAUUAAAAAUAUCUCUAGAGGAAUUAAAAACGCGCCUAAAAAACAUUAAAGCUGAUGUUAAAGAUGACUUGAAACAUACCGAAGAUAUCAGAAAAAAAUUCCGGAGUUAUGAAGAAUUGAAAGACGAACUGAAAUCUGUUGACAUGAAUGUUACAACAGACUCGGAAAUAUUAAUUGGUCUGUUCGAAAGAUUCAAAAUUUAUGAUCGUCCUUUAGCUAGUGGGACUCUACAGAGUAAAGAAGUUGAAGAUAUUUUACAUAUAUUUAAUGAUCUUGAGUAUUUACUUCAUCAAAUAGAUGUUGCUCAAUUAUUUGCUGAUAUGGAAGGGAUGUCAAAAAUAAUAUCGCCAUGUUUGAAUACAACGAACGACGAUAUAAAAAUUGAAGCAUUGAGGGUCCUCGGUACUGCUGUUCAAUUAAAUCCAAAGGUCCAAGCAAGAGCUUUGAAUAAUGAUCUGGUACAAAAACUUCUGCAUUUGUUGUCAGUGAACAACAAACAGUUAGUGAGAUCAAGAUGUUUGUUUGCACUGGGUGCUUUGAUAAGACAAUUUCCAUCAGCACAAAAAGCGUUCAUUGAUCACGGAGGGUUAGAAAUAUUCGGUAAAAUUUUAGAAAAUAAUCAAUUGCCGACCCAACUUAGAGCGAUUAGGUUAAUUACUGACUUAGCAGUAGAAAGAGAGUUUAUAAAUAAGACUGAAGACGAGGGACUUCGGUUGAGAAAAAUUCGAGAAUACAAAAAAACAGAUUUUGAGCAAAAAUUAUUGUUGCAUAAUUAUUGCAAAUAUUUAUCGAGUAUUGUAAAGAAAAAUUUUCAACACGACAUUUCUCUUGAUUCCUCAACGGAAAUGAAUGAGUUUUUAGAAGUAAUUCUUGAAAACAUGAUCAUUUUAAGUCCUACAUGUAAAGAUGAGUUCCGAAAUAACGAGCAUGGGCUUUUUUCAACAUUAAAUGAAAUACUUAAUUAUUAUAAUAAAAUAAAAGAAGGAAAUUCUCAAGCUUGGCAAGAAAAUGAAAUGCUGGAAAAUAAUUUUCAGAAAAUAUUAAAAUUUAAAAAACUUAUAUUGGAAAAUUUUCACGAUGAACUGUAAUGUGAUAAAAUAAAAUUUUAAUAAUACUUUUUCUUCUUAGUUCAUUUUUAAUCGCAUCAACAUCCUGGUCAUAAAUGACUACAAUUAUAGAAAUGCAGUUACGUAUUGCACUUCAUGACACAAUUUUAGUUACCUUGAGCAAGUAGAUUUUAGUUACCUUUUAGUUAGCAAGACUUGAUGAAAUCUUUGGCAAGUAUACUUAUGAAAUCCUUUUCUUUUAAGUCUUGUUUGAAUCUUCCAUAAGAAACUUGUUGACGACCAUUCGUCAAGUAACUUCUUUAGAACAAUGCUAUUAUCCUAGUAGCAUUCUUAAGGAAGUCUAACAUAAAUCUACAUCUUCAGUCUUCAGCAAGUCUGCAUCAACAACACUAGUGGCAAUCUUAAGGAAGUCUUACGUAAAUCUGUAUCUUUAGUAGGGUGUGUCAUUUUAAGGCUAUAUUUUUUUUUACUGCUAUACCAGAAAAUCUGGUAGUAUAUAGAAAAUAAAAAAUUAUGCCGCUGGGCUAAAGGGUUUAAGUCCAAUAGCGGCUUAACUCAUCAAAAAAUUCGAUUUCCCAUUUAAAUAACACGGGAAAUUUUUUUUUUAACUUUGAGUAUUUUUAACUCGUGAACAAAUCAAUAGAUCGAAUUGACUAAUACAUAUUUUUGUAGGAAAUUAAACGCUCUACAAAAAAGGUCUCUUAUCAUUUUUCGAUCAAUCCAUCUGUUCUAAAGUUAUUAGAGCUCGAAGUCAAGUUAUAGUAAAUUUCGAGAUCUUUUUACUUUUCCGGCAAAACUAUCAGACUUACCAUAAUAUGUUAUAAGGUCUUUUUUGUUGACAAUUUUAUUCUCUACAAAUUAUCAUCAGUAAAGUUUUUUCAAAUUUCGCAUUGUUUUCUAGUUUUUUUUCAUUUCAAUGUCGAGCUCUUGAAAUCGAUCAGAAUACUACUUUUUUAAAAGCUUGAAAUUAAAAUGAAAAUAACUAGAAAACAAUGCGGAAUUUGAAAAAAUUUUACUGAUAAUAAUUUGUAGGAAAUAAAAUUGUCUACAAAAAAGAUUCCUUGAUAUUUUGUGAUAAGUCUGAUAGUUUUGCCGGAAAAGUAAAAAGAUCUCGAAAUUUACGAUAACUUGAUUUCAAGCUUCCAUAACUUUUGAACAAAUGGAUUUAUCAAAAAAUGAUAAGAGACCUUUUUUGCAGAGCGUUCAAUUUCCUAUAAAAAUAUGUGUUAGUCAAUUCGAUCUAUUGAUUUUUUCACGAGUUAAAAACACUCAAAAAAAAAAAUUUCCCGUGUUAUUUAAAUGGGAAAUCGAAUUUUUUGAUGAGCUAAGCCGCUAUUGGACUUAAAUAUAGCCUUAAAAUGACACACCCUAAUCUUUAGUCUUCAGUAAGUCUACAUCAUCAACCCUAGCAGCAUUCUUAAGGAAGUCUUACUUAAAUCUGUAUCUUAAGUCUUCAACAAGUCUGAAUCAUCAGUCUUGGACGAGUCACAGGCAAGAUAGGUUAAGUAAAUCUGUAGUAACAUUUGCUGAAGAUGUAUUAGCUCAGCCUUGCUGCAGAAUUGCUUCAGAUACCAGGACACGACUGCCCUCUUCGUUACUUCGUAAUUCGUCUAUUCAGCAUUAGUAUAGUAAAUUCAGUGGCGCCCAAUGUUCAAUAUAAUUUUAUCGAGUGAUAGCAUUAUUAAUUUGUAUCCCUUUUAAUUUAAAUGAAGAUCACUGGGUUUGCUAAAGGAACUGCGUUUGAGCUUGAAGAUGAAGAGACCCGAUAUCUUAAGCAAUUCUGUAGCAACUCUGACUGGAAAUUGUUAGAUAGUUCGUAUAUUGGUUCAGAAUUGCUGCAAACUUUCUACAGAUUUCCGUAAAUUUUUAAAAAGAAUCUUAAGCAAGACUUGAUGAAAUCUUUGGCAAGUAUACUUAUGAAAUCCAUCUCCUUCAAAUCUUGUUUAAAACUUCCGUAAGAAAUUUGCUGAAAGACAUUCGUCAAGUCACUUACUAAGACAAUGCAGCUAGAAAAUGCUCCGUGGAGAAAGUGGUUGGAUCUUUGCUGACUGUCAUUGUGUCAAACAUGGGAUGUUUUAGUUUUUUUUUUUAGUAAAAAAAAACUAUGUUAAUAAAAUCUAUAAUUUUAAAUGAAAAUAUAAUUGAUUUAUUUCGUCUAAUUAUUCAAUAUAUUAGAUAAAUAAUAAUUUUUCCAAGAGAUUAUAAUACAUUUUAUUUACAAAUCAAUUUUACAUAGAUUUGAUUGUAAACAAUUUUAUAAUUUAUACUAAUAAUUACUUAGAUUAAAAAAAAAAAAAAUUUUCAUUGACUGAACUAAUUUGUGAAAAUAAACACUCGCACAAGUCAUCUUUUUUCUGAAAAAGUAUCAACAGUUCAGCCCUAUAAUACUAUAGAUAAACCUGUUAUCUUACUAACUUAAGUAUAUAGAAAAUAACAGCAAGUAAAAAAAUGAAUGCCAAAUUUUGUAUUAUCACAAAAAAAUAAAGAAAUUUAUUAUUAUUUUCUUUUCUUAAAUUUAAUUGUUUGUUGAGUGAUCAUUUUCUUCAGUGCAAUCCAUCACUGACUGUAAAGUUUAUUAGUUAUCAUAAACUAUACAAGUCAUUAAUAUGAAGUAAUUGAUUGAGAAAUUAUAGUGGAAAAUAAAUAACAAAUAUUUCUUGUUAUUAAAUAAAUUAUUUAAUUUUUUCUAUCACUUUUAAUUCUUUUCAAAAGUUUUCUUUCGGGAUUCAAAAAAAAAAUUAUUAUUUCAAAAAUCGAAAAUUUCAAACUACAUUUUGAUAAUUUCAUUUCUUUACAUUAUUUACAAUAAAGAAAUAUAAAAAGCAAAAAAA